AUGAAGCAGAAGUAUCAAGGAAUGGCAAGGGUUAAACGAGUACAACUACAAGCACUUCGAAGGGAAUUUGAAAUCUUGCAGAUGAAAGCUGGAGAAUUGGUGAACGAGUACUUUUCUCGAACCCUCACCAUAGCCAACAAGAUGAGAACUCAUGGAGAGACUAUAGGAGAUGUUGUUAUUAUUGAAAAAAUUUUGCGGUCCAUGACUCCAAAAUUCAACUAUGUUGUUUGCUCUAUUGAGGAGUCAAAUGACAUUGACGCCUUAUCAGUCGACCAACUACAAAGUAGCUUGCUGGUGCAUGAGCAACGCAUGAAUGUUCAUGUUAUUGAAGAGCAAGCCUUGAAAGUAACCUAUGAAAACAGAACAAGAGGUCACGGUCGUGGAGGAUUUCGCGGACGAGGAGGAGGAAGGGGCAUGCCAAAUUUUGACAAGUCCACUGUGAGUGUUAUUACUGCCAUAAACUUGGACAUUUUCAAUAUGAAUGUCCAAGCAAGGAGAGUGAAGUCAAUUAUGUAG
Molecule: messenger RNA, 516 nt
Organism: Vicia villosa (hairy vetch)
Lineage: Eukaryota; Viridiplantae; Streptophyta; Magnoliopsida; Fabales; Fabaceae
Exons: 1
Coding region: 1-516 (171 amino acids)
Source: RefSeq, a predicted model, not a curated record